GCUUUUGACAGGUCCUGUACUUACGCGCGAGUCGCACGUGAGUACACAAGGAACUCCCUUGUCAUCGAACCACCUUGUCGCGGGACAGCGUUGACGUACAUAUAUGUAUGUGUGACGUGUAAUUAGCCCGAUCCGCGGAAAAUAACGGAGUACUAGUGAGAAGGAUAUGCAAUGACAGUUCUCGCGCGCGCGGGCGACGAAGGAGAGGAAUAUGAUACCGAGGGUGUAUAAUCUCCGUGUAUAAUGAAGAGAUUGCGCGUCGCGUCACGUCGCGCGAUACGACACGCACACACGCAUCAUCUGGGACGCCGCGGCCGUAUCGCCGUCACCACCUCCUUGGACGCUUCCUCUCUCGAACGAGCGAUAAGGCAUGUUAUCGGUCGCGCAUUACCAGUAACUCGCGAGUCGGAAUGGAGACGUCGGCCUCGGUAAUCGGACACCUUUGAACUGAUCUCUGAACUCAAAGAGUUUGCAAUAUAUUAGAUAAUAAAGACUUAUUGGUAUUAUUUACCAAUUUCUCUCAACUAAAGAUAGAACAAGAUAAGGAAGAUGUGUACUACAAAGAUUAUUUAUUUUUUGUGAUGAACAAGCUUAAUAUAUGAGCUUAAAAUAUGGCCUUCAAGAGUGUAUUAUCCUAUCAAAACAUUCCAUUUAUUAAGGAGCAGUAAUAAAGUAUCAGUAAUAUCAUGCAUUUUUACAAGUAAAAAUGGAUGCGAAGGAGACUAUAACUCUUAUUGAAGUAUUUGUAACAUUAUUGAUUGUGAGUUAAAUCGCGAUUUAUAUCAUAUAUCAUGGUGCAGCAGCGACUUCCCAGUUUUGAUGGCGGUCGAAGUGGACGGCGUUUUAUACUGACACUCGCUGCUGGAAUGGCUUUUGGCUUUUUAUCGGCAUGUCUGCUUAUUACAUCCACAAGAGAUGUACCACACAUUUUUAGGUGGAUGCCGGGUAGUUCUGGUCUUUCUAGAGAUCCUCAUCAUUAUUCGGAAUUGGAGUCAGAGAUUGGUCCUGAAACAGAAGUAAAAUUUCAUGGUGAAGAUGAAGAUUUUCACAAAGGAGAAGAUAGGAUAGCUCAGGAUAUGGCGAAGAAAGUGCGUGUCCUUUGUUGGAUUAUGACUGGUCCAAAGAAUCAUCAGAGUAAGGCUCGUCAUGUGAAAGCGACGUGGGGAAAACGCUGUAACAUACUUUUAUUCAUGAGUUCUGCGGAAGACGCUAGCUUACCUACUGUAGUUCUGCCAGUAAAGGAAGGUAGAGAUAAUCUGUGGGCGAAAACCAAAGAAGCGUUUAAAUACGCUUAUGAAAAGUACAAAGACCAAGUGGAUUGGUUCAUGAAAGCUGACGAUGACACAUAUGUAGUAGUGGAAAAUCUGCGAUACAUGUUAUCAUCUUACAAUCCAAAUUCGUCACUAUAUUUUGGCUGCAGAUUUAAGCCUUUUGUAAAACAAGGCUACAUGAGCGGUGGUGCAGGAUACGUACUUAGUAAGGAAGGUUUACGUAAAUUCGUGGAGAUGGGCUUACCCGAUAAAACCAAGUGCCGACCGGAUAAUGGUGGCGCGGAGGAUGUGGAGAUGGGAAAAUGUCUUGAAAAGAUCGGCGUACGAGCGAUGGACACUAGAGAUCCUCACGGACGGGGUAGAUUCUUUCCAUUCGUGCCGGAGCACCACUUGAUACCCAAUCAUGUGGACAAGAAUUUCUGGUAUUGGAAGUAUAUCUAUUACGAUACCAAGGAUGGCUUAAAUUGCUGUUCGGACAGCGCGGUUUCGUUUCACUACGUGUCACCGAACAUGAUGUACGUUCUCGAGUAUCUGAUUUAUCACUUGAGGCCAUACGGCAUCAAUCACGGCCUGGAAAAACCAUCUGCGGAUCGACCGUUAACGUUGACCGAAUACUAGUCCGUAAAUUCUCGUAAAUAGAUAGUAAGAUUCUGAUUCUUUCUUUUAUACACGAUACUAGUCCAUUCGAGCCAACGAUACGAAUGUAAUAUGUUCUCAGAGGAAAAAAGUGUGAUAUAUCGUACUUCUUAGAUAAAUGAACUCUUUAUAUACGUAUCUAUGUUAGAGAGUCGAGGAUGUUGUAAAGCCAUAAUGGAUAUAAUGAUAGUGCAGAGUGAAAGGAGGAGGAAAUAUAUAUUGCAAGCACAAAAGAAAUCAUAA
Nylanderia fulva is the source of this 2150-nucleotide messenger RNA. RefSeq names its product Glycoprotein-N-acetylgalactosamine 3-beta-galactosyltransferase 1 (gene C1GalTA). Gene Ontology annotation, cellular component: membrane. Gene Ontology annotation, molecular function: N-acetylgalactosaminide beta-1,3-galactosyltransferase activity. NCBI's taxonomy places the organism in Eukaryota, Metazoa, Arthropoda, Insecta, Hymenoptera, Formicidae. The record is from RefSeq and is a predicted model, not a curated record.